Molecule: messenger RNA, 957 nt
Organism: Triticum turgidum subsp. durum (durum wheat)
Lineage: Eukaryota; Viridiplantae; Streptophyta; Magnoliopsida; Poales; Poaceae
Source: the annotation of a GenBank genome assembly
AUGAUUUCUGAACCAGGUUUCGCCAUGCCUCCUGUGGACCUUCCAUCCAAGAUCAUCUUGGAUGUUAUGUUUGAGAAAGUUGGCCAUCCAUCGGCUGCCUACUCUGCACGUGUCAUUCAUCACGGCUGCCUUGAAGUCACGGUUGAUUUCCAUCCAAUUGCCAGUGAACUGGAGCGUCCUGUUAGUCAGACCUACAUUUCAACCUCCGCUUUUAUUGAUCUGGAAGAAGCACAGAAUCAUGUUGCGCAUAAAGCCAUGGAAUUCAUGGAGCAGGAACACAAUGUGGUCCCAUCUGAUUAUAACUAUGCUAAGCUUCAGUCUGCUAGGCUUAACAACGAGGCUCUGCGUCAGCGCCUGAAAGAAAGAGAUCAAAGUAUUGAAGCACUCAAAAAGGUUAAUACAUCUCUUGUGCAGCAGCUAGCCGAGAAGAGCAGCACUCUUGAGUCUACCAUGAAGAAAAACAGAGAUCUAAUGGAGAAGCUUGCUGAAAAGGAUAGUGUCAUUGAAGCCCUCAACAAGGACAAUAAAACUCUGCACAAGGAGCUUGAUGAAAAAAUGGAGAUCAUAAAAAGCCUCAGCAAAGGAUGGGACAACUCACUGGAUACUGGGUUUUCAGCGACCACCCAGCUUCAGCGUCUGAUUGAUGAGACCAUGUCCCCUGGCUCAACAGACACAGAAAUUGAGCUAAAUGCAACUCUCCUUAGUGCUCAGAAGAUCUACGAGUAUCUUGAGCAGAACACAAUCCUUGCUGUUGAGUACCUGCAAUCCAUUGGGACAUAUCCAUAUGAACCAAAGUCAGGUUGUACUGAUGAUGAGGAUAACUGCUUGGUGAACCCUGAAUCCGUGCCACCAGAACAUCAACCCUACAUGAGAAGCAUUCUGGAUGACGAGGAGAUCUUUGAUAGUGAAGGGAAUUGCUCUGCGGACUUCGACACUAUGCCCGAGGAGCACUGCUGA